Molecule: messenger RNA, 1251 nt
Organism: Lactuca virosa
Lineage: Eukaryota; Viridiplantae; Streptophyta; Magnoliopsida; Asterales; Asteraceae
Source: the annotation of a GenBank genome assembly
AUGGCUACCUCUUUCAGUCGUUCAUCAUCUCCAAUACUUCAAAUUUCUUGUAUCUUUUUCUUUGUCAAUUCAUUUUUAAUCGUGUUACCUUUGUCUGAAUCGGUAUAUUUCAAUAUCACUCAGUUUGAGGCUGAUGCAACAAACAUACUCUAUUCAGGCGAUGCGGUGCCAUCUCUUGGAGACAUAGAGUUUAACAGAGUGAAUUACCUCAAUCGUGUUGGCCAGGCUGUGUACGCAGAUACAAUCCUGAUUUGGGAUAGAAAAUCUGGUAAGGUUUCAGAUUUCACCACUCGCUUCACCUUCAUUAUCGAUACACAAGCUCAAUACUCCUAUGGCCAUGGGUUCGCUUUCUUUCUUGCCCCAGUUGGCUUUCAAACCCCACGCAACUCAGCUGGUGGGUUUCUAGGCCUGUUUAACACAACUUACACCGAUUCACCCCGAAACCAAAUGAUUGUCAUUGAGUUUGACUCUUUCAUCAACGAAGAAUGGGAUCCUUCAUACGAACAUGUGGGUAUCAAUAAGAACUCAACUAGUUCGGCUAAUUACACUUCUUGGAAUGCUAGUUUACACAGUGGAGACCCUGCGGAUUGUUGGGUUUCUUACAAUGCUACCACUCAGAUUCUAAACAUGUCAUGGAGCUAUGGGGCUAGAAAUGAUUCUAGAGAGAAUACCAGUCUUUCGUAUCAAGUUGACCUCCGGGAAGUUCUUCCUGAGCAGGCAACAGUUGGAUUUUCGGCUUCCACCGGUAGCAAUGUGGAGAGACAUAUCCUUCAAUACUGGGAGUUCAAUUCAAGCUUGAAUAUAAAAAUCGAAGAUGAUUCCAUUGAGAGGAAACUAGCAGAGGGAUUAACAGUCCCUAUUGGCGUUCUGGUUUUAGGAGGCAUAGUAGCAUGCAAUAUAGUAAGGAGGAGACAAAGAAAGGCUACACAGAAUUCAUUAGAGACAGUCACCUUGACAUCAAUGAUGAACCAUUUUGAAAGAGGGGCAGGACCGAAAAGAUUUUCUUACAGAGAUCUCGCUUCAGCUACCAACAACUUUUCUGAUGACAAGAAAUUGGGCGUGGGAGGAUUCGGGUGUGUCUACAAGGGCUACUUAUCCAGCGAAGCCAAAGAAGUUGCUGUCAACAAAAAUUCACAGGGUUCUAAACAGGGAAAAAACGAGUACAUAACCGAAGUAAAGAUCAUUAGUCGUUUAAGGCACCGAAACUUAGUACAACUCAUUGGUUGGUGCCACGAUCAGACUCAAUUCUAG